This is a messenger RNA of Aureobasidium melanogenum CBS 110374, 2181 nucleotides long. RefSeq names its product C2H2 type zinc finger domain protein. Gene Ontology annotation, molecular function: DNA-binding transcription factor activity, RNA polymerase II-specific; RNA polymerase II cis-regulatory region sequence-specific DNA binding; zinc ion binding. Gene Ontology annotation, biological process: regulation of transcription by RNA polymerase II; DNA-templated transcription. Gene Ontology annotation, cellular component: chromatin. The record is from RefSeq and is a predicted model, not a curated record. Bases 1 to 2181 code for a protein of 726 amino acids. Lineage: Eukaryota; Fungi; Ascomycota; Dothideomycetes; Dothideales; Saccotheciaceae. The transcript is spliced from 5 exons.
AUGGCCUCUAUCGAAAGUGUUGCGAAUACAGCAAAGAAGUUGGAAUGUCGUUUCUGUCAGAGAAUCUAUUCUAAAGCAGAGCAUUUGACAAGACAUGAACGUUCUCAUACAGGCGUACGGCCGUUUACUUGCAAAGAGUGUAACCGCGCCUUCAGUCGACAAGACUCACUAGCACGCCAUGAGAAGCUCCAUCUUCGAAGGGAGAGCAUGAAGUGUGCCUCACCUGCAACUUCGGCCCAUACGCCAGCCAAAUCUCACGCACUGCAGCAUUUGCUGGCAGCUGAUGAGGAGAUUGACACUCGCAAUCUUGUACCUCCCUCCGAUCAUGUUACCGCGCAAUCCUGGCAGGAACAACCGUAUCAAGUCGAACCCGAAAUGAUGGACAUGAAUUGUGCAACGGAUCUGGACUUUCAAUUGAUAUGGCCUGAUUCUGAGGAGCUGUUCCAGUCAAUCAUGUCUACGGACACGAUCUCACAUAUGCCAGUGGGCACUUUACCAUUCCCGCAGGGGCUUGAACAGUUUACACCAACCAGCCUCGAUUCGCCUUCUUCCUUUGAUGAUCGAGGCUCGGCUAUAAAGGCUAUACCUAAUGGAGGUGGGCACCAGGCUGUUCAUGGUGUCAGCAAGAUGAUUUCGAAUCUGUCGUCGAGCAUCACCGCAGAGGCCGAGUCUACGUCGAUUACUUCGGUGUUCUUAGAUGAAUGCCUGCACAUGUUCUUCGUUCGCUUUAUACCUACGUUUCCCGUAUUGCAUCGCUCCACAUUCGUCUUCCGAGAAUGUACACAUCCUUUGCUCCUCAAUGCCAUCGCCAUAGGCUCACUAUAUCUUGGGCCCAAGGAUUCUAUCGCGAAAGGCGAAGCCUUGUGGCGCCUUUCGCAUACAGCAAUUGCGACUUCAUGGCAGAGUCUGAUUACCCAUCGAGGGCCGAAUGAUCCGUGCAAUGGACUUCAACUGGUUUUGGCUGCCUUGCUCGGACAGGUCUAUGCAGCACUUUCAAAGAACCGGGUUCUUCGAUCCACAUCGCAGAUAUUCCAUGCUCUCGGCUUCUCAUGGGCAAGACAUUGUGGCAUGUACGACAACGACACAUAUUCGAUAGACGAUUUACCUGCACUGGACGCCUCUCCAGCGGAUAAAGACCGCCAAUGGAAAAUUUGGGCUGCUCACGAGAUCCAGAGAAGAGUGCUCCUGGCCCAGUACAUCUUAGACGGCCUCGUCUCCUCGGCUAGUGGCAACCCUACCUCGACGCGGCACGCUGCUAACCAGCUUGGACUACCAUGCGAUGAAAGCUUGUUCGAAGCAAGUACUGCAGACGAGUGGCUGAUCAAGAUGCGAUCACAACCCAGGCAGAAUGUCUCAUUCCGCAGCAUUUUCCGAUCGCUAUUCUUACCAACUGAUAUCGGAAGACUGCCAGAGCACACCCUAACCUCCUUCUCAUUGCGUGUGAUCUUGGAGGGUGUGCAGUCACUUGUUUCAGACUCUACUGAUGGCCCGUCUGUUGGCGUCCCAACACGCUCUGAGAUCCGUAGGGCGCUGGCUCAAGUUCACGAAAGCAUUACCAAGAACAAUAUAUCCAAUCCUGAAACGCUUGAGGCUCUGUUGCGUUGGCAUUCCAUCUGCCUUGAUGCCGCCACAGACUCAUCCAUGCUCUGUCGCCAUCUGUGUGCUCGGUACAACAUUGCACAGCAUGUGCUAGGAGGUAGCAGAGGUUCGAAGGCAGGACUGGAUCUGGUCGCCUGGGCAAAGACUGAAGAUGCCCGCAGAGCGUUGCUACACGCUGUCGCGAUCCAGGAUAUCGUGGAGCAGCUUCCUCGCGGUCGUGCUCACGUGCUUCACAUGCCCAGCUCACUGUUCGCGGCAGCCACUGUAUACAGUGUCUUCUCGUUAGCAGGCCACACAACGGUCAAUCUGCCUCGUAUUGUGGACUGGAAGGAUGCGCUCUUCACCGAAGUCGAUCCUUGUGUCAUCCUCGGCGAUCUUGCGGGUACAUCGGCGGGAUCGAGCACGACGAGAAGAUUCGUUCGUGGCGAGAAGCUGUCCGGCAGCGGCUAUGAAUCUUUGACUCGCAACUUGUUGUACGAGCUCAACUCGAUGCAGAAGCUGUUCCGUUGCCUCAGCUCACAGUGGGGGGUUGCAUAUGACAUGGAAUCUCUUUUGAAUUCGUGGAUCUCGCUUUGUCAUUGA